GAUUGGUGAAUGGAUAAAUAAAUGAAUGAAUAUAAAUAUUUUUUUAUCUGACAUGGUCGAUGAUUUGCAAACAAACCGACAAAUAUCACACACAUCAACGUGUUUGUGUUAAUAACAGCCCCAUAAUCAUUUCAUUUGUAUAUCAUCAUCAUCAUUAUCAUCUUCAUCAUUAGUAAAAUUCGGUACAUUCGACCAUAAUUUUUUAAUAUAUUUGUUGUUAUGCUCAGCUCUUAUAUACAUUGUACCUGAAUCCGAUGAUGAUUCGCUAAUAUAUUUAAUAUUUUCAUUAACAAAAUGAUCAAUUAAUUCAUUAUAUCAUCAUUCAUUUGAUCAUUCUUAAACAUUCGAAUAUUAUAUAGCUGCGUUAUAUUUGGAUAAAAUUCCAAAGAAUAUAGAUUUCGUUGUGUUCGAUCAGAGAAAAAUAUCAAUAAUAAUAAUAAUAAUGGAUCUGCCUGAAAUAUUGAAAUCAAGUGCCGAUGAAUUAGAUGUAUUGGAUUCUGAAUUUCAACGUCUUGAUUAUGCUAAUCGUGCCUAUUUUAAAAGUUUAAAUGAAAUGCUAAAAAAUCAGAAUGAUUGUUUCAAAGAGAUUAAACAUCAAAAGUAUCGUCUUUCACAGAUUAAUGAUCAAUUGAAAAGAUAUAAAUCAUAUGCCAAUGAUAAUGAAAAAUUGUCCAAAAUAUUCAAUCGUAUUGAACAAAAAUCCAAUCAAGUCAAAGAGAUUGAAGAUACAUUGCCAAAAUCUAACGGUUUCUAUUUGAAUCUUGUUCUUGGUUCAAUCAAUGUUAAUCUAUUAGAUCGUCGACAACAAUUUGAUUAUAAAGAACAAUAUGAACGUUUUAAAUUAUCUGUCACAUCGGUGCUACUGAUCACAAGUUUCAUAAACAUUUUUGCUGAAUUUAGAGCUCUAGAUUCGAUUUUGCAUUUCAUGUUGGUCUGGUAUCAUUGUACAUUAACUAUUCGUGAAAGCAUUUUGGUUGUGAAUGGUUCCCGUAUCAAAGGCUGGUGGCGUGUUAUACAUUUCCUCACAUCGAUAACAACUGGUGUUUUGGUUGUAUGGCCUGAUGGAUACAGUUAUAAAAAAUUUCGUCUUCAAUUUUUAACAUACAUUUGUUAUACUAGUUUUCUUCAAUUUUUACAAUAUUAUUAUCAAUAUGGUUGUCUUUAUAGACUUCGAGCAUUAGGUGAACGUUAUUCAAUGGAUAUUACUAUACAAGGAUUUCAUUCAUGGAUGUGGAAAGGUCUUAGUUUUCUAUUACCAUUCUUAUUCAUUGGUUAUUGUCUUCAAUUCUAUAUUUUCUAUACAUUAUAUCAUAUGUUUAUGUAUGAUCCUGAAAGUAUUGAAUGGCAAGUACCUGUCGUAUGUUUUAUGUAUCUGGUCAUUUCAUUGGGCAAUCUGGCCACAACCGGUCUAGUUGUUUAUCAGAAAAUCAAAAACAAAAAUCUAAUCACACCAAUCAAACAAAUUACCAGGAAAAUUAGCCGGGCUGUACUAACAAAAGAGCAAUAAUAUAUCUACAAAACAAAAAAAAAAAAAAAAAAAUAAAAUAAUCAUAUCCAACCAUUGAUAAUAAUUUCCAUAUACAAUCAUAAACAAUGAAAGUGAAACAAAAAAAAAAUUCGAUUGAGACAUUUUCUAUUUUUUUUUACUUCAUUGUAACAAUAUAAUUUAUAAUGAGAUUAUGAUGAUGAUGAUGAUUUUAUAUUAUCAAAAUUGUUUUUUAAAAAUUGA
Messenger RNA from Dermatophagoides farinae (American house dust mite), 1729 nucleotides. RefSeq names its product DNA mismatch repair protein Mlh1. Lineage: Eukaryota; Metazoa; Arthropoda; Arachnida; Sarcoptiformes; Pyroglyphidae. Gene Ontology annotation, biological process: mismatch repair. Gene Ontology annotation, cellular component: membrane. The record is from RefSeq and is a predicted model, not a curated record. Gene Ontology annotation, molecular function: mismatched DNA binding; ATP binding.